Molecule: messenger RNA, 1593 nt
Organism: Plodia interpunctella (Indianmeal moth)
Lineage: Eukaryota; Metazoa; Arthropoda; Insecta; Lepidoptera; Pyralidae
Gene: pelo
Product: pelota
Exons: 7
Coding region: 182-1339 (385 amino acids)
Biological process (GO): ribosome disassembly; nuclear-transcribed mRNA catabolic process, no-go decay; nuclear-transcribed mRNA catabolic process, non-stop decay
Cellular component (GO): cytoplasm
Source: RefSeq, a predicted model, not a curated record
GUCAUUGAGAAGUUGCUGACAGGACAACAUGCACGCGAACUUCAAGCAAAGCAAGCAAAAAUAUUGUGUGUGCGUGCAUGGUGAUGUUAGGUAUUUUACUUCUUUAACAUACAAUUUGUGGAAUUCGUAAAUAAUCAUCAUGAACUUUAUUUCACAAGGUUGAUUUAUUUUAUCCGUAAAAAUGAAGCUCGUCUUCAAAAGCAUCGAAAAAGAUGGUUGUGGAAGUAUUGGGCUUAUCCCGGAGGAGCCCGAGGAUAUGUGGCACGCGUACAACCUAAUUGCUGAGGGCGAUGCUGUAACAGCAUCUACAGUGCGUAAGGUCCAGACGGAAUCUUCCACAGGAUCUUCUACGAGUAACAGAGUGAGAACUACACUCACUAUAAGCGUGGAAAAUAUAGAUUUUGAUACGCAAGCAUGUAUGCUACGAUUGAAGGGGCGAAACAUCGUGGAAAAUCAAUAUGUUAAGAUGGGAGCUUACCACACACUGGACUUGGAACUAAAUCGAAAGUUCACAUUGCAAAAGGCACUAUGGGACUCGGUAGCCUUGGAGCGGGUGGACAUGGCCUGCGACCCUGCGGUCAAUGCUGAUGUGGCAGCUGUUGUGAUGCAAGAAGGUCUAGCUCAUGUGUGUCUUAUUACACCCUCAAUGACACUGGUUAGAUCAAAGAUAGAUAUCACAAUCCCUCGAAAGAGGAAGGGGUUUGCGCAGCAACAUGAAAAGGGUUUGAACAAGUUUUAUGAUGCUGUAAUGCAGGGAAUCCUCCGACACAUUGAUUUCAGCAUUGUCAAGUGUGUGAUAAUAGCAUCUCCUGGGUUUGUGAAGGAUCAGUUCUUUGACUACAUGAUGCAACAAGCGAUAAAGACCGAUAACAAAUUACUUCUUGAAAAUAAAGGAAAGUUCUUGCUAGUUAAGGCUUCAUCUGGAUUCAAACAUUCCUUAAAAGAGGUUCUUCAAGAGCCGGCAGUGAUCUCUAAAAUAUCUGACACCAAGGCCUCAAGUGAAGUCAAGUUACUAGAAAGUUUUUACACUAUGCUGCAACUGGAGCCGGCUAAGGCUUUCUAUGGCAAGAAACAUGUGGAGAGGGCCAAUGAGGCAAUGGCCAUUGAAAUUCUAAUGAUAUCUGAUAAAUUAUUCAGAUGUCAAGACAUACAACAGCGAAAAGAGUAUGUUGCGCUAGUGGAUUCAGUUCGAGAAAAUGGUGGAGACGUCAGGAUAUUUUCCAGUAUGCACGUAUCUGGCGAACAACUGGAUCAGCUGACUGGUAUAGCAGCUAUCCUCAGAUUCCCCAUGCCGGAGCUCGAAGAUAGCGACGCUGAAGACGACAGUGAUUCAGAUUAAUUUGAUAUGAAAACUAUUUUUUAUUCAAUCAUUUGGCUUUAAUGCCUACAAUAUUGACUGAGCAUUCGAAAUAUUUUAAAGACAUGUGAAAAUUGAUUUUUAUAUUUUAUGUAUAAUCCAGAUAUUCAUUAUGUCUUUAUUUUACAAGUUCCCCUCAUUUGUUAUACAUAUAAGAGUAAUUUUAAGCUGUUAUAAUAAUGUAAUAUUGUACAUAUGAAAAUUGUAGAUUAAAUAAAACUGUUAUUUUGAAAUUA